Molecule: messenger RNA, 1423 nt
Organism: Clarias gariepinus (North African catfish)
Lineage: Eukaryota; Metazoa; Chordata; Actinopteri; Siluriformes; Clariidae
Gene: slc7a6os
Product: solute carrier family 7 member 6 opposite strand
Exons: 5
Coding region: 52-1005 (317 amino acids)
Biological process (GO): developmental process
Source: RefSeq, a predicted model, not a curated record
CCUGUGGUGGUGCAGUGAGCAGCAGCCUUUCCCCUGAGAGCGGUCUGCGUUAUGGAUCCCGGUACCACCAUCCUGCGGGUGAAGCGGAAGAGGGGCACCGACCCCGCGGACGCGCUACUGCUCGCCUGUAAGCGCGUCCGAGCCGAGUCCGGUACCGCGCCACCCGAACCGGAACCCGAGCCCGGUCACGCGCGCAUCGAGAGCUCCGUGUUCAAGCUCGUGGCCACAGUCUCCUCACAGGACGACCCGGUGCAGACACAUGUGCGUGAAGCCCUUUCUCGUCCACGUCUCGCACACGCCUUGCGUCCGUCUCACGGCAGCUCCAGCAGAAUCGUCAGAGACUUGCGCAAUGCCAAAUGGAGCACCAGGAGAGAAGAGCGAUACCGCAUCCUCUCCAGCCACCGGGCUGGGCUUCCUGCAGAACCCCUCAAGGAAGAAGAACAUAAAGACAGUCAGUCUCAGACAGACACAGAACCUCGUUUGGGAGGCGUGCAGGUGUUCGAUAUCGUUCAGGAAGAUGUCGAGGAGGACGAGAAAGAUCUUGAGAUGAGCCUGAAGUCUGAUCCAGAGACGAUUCUGUGUAACUCUGUGAAACUGAUACGUGAGAAGCUGAGCGUGUCGAGUCACGGAGCUGGAACUGAACACCGUGAGAAAGAUGAUGACUACGUUUACGAUUUGUAUUACCAAGAAAUGGCCACGCCCGGCUGGAUUCAGGACAUUUUAUCGGUCCAGCCCUACGCUGAAGAAGGAGAGCUAGUACCUGACGAGGUCGUUUUGGAGCAGGAAGUGUAUGAGGAUGAGGACGAUGAAAACGCUGAAUGCAACUGGAGAAAUGAUUAUCCAGACGAGGAGGGCAGUGAAGGCGAGAGUGACGACGAGCGUUAUGGAGGUUGGGGUGAGGAGCAUUCGUACAGCCGCAGGAGCUGGGAGCGCUAUCAGAGGGAGGUGAUGGAGGAGGGGGAGGGGGACAGUGAGAACGCAGACGAAUCCGACAAUUCAGACUGAGACACUGUGUGUGUGUGUGUGUGUGUGUGUGUGUGUGUGUGGUUUUGCUCACAUAAUCAUCAGUCCGUGUUGUGUUUGUGUGCCAGUUGGUGUGUGUAAUCCUGCAGAGGCUUUGUUCGUGUUGGGUGUGUGUGAUGUGUGGUGUUGCUCUGUUUAAUGAUGUGAAUCCUAGUUUUAUAAGAGGUGUGUGACUAGUUGUGUGUUGUGUGAGUAUCAUGUGUGUGUGGAAACAAUCCUGAAAUAAGUACUAUUCUGUAAAUAUGUAUAGAUAAAAAUACAGUAAAUAAAAAAGGUUUCAAAUGGAGAAGUGUUUAUUGAUGCAGUUAUAAUAAUUUAUCACUUCUGUCUCAGCUGCACUUUAUAAAAGUGAAUUAAAUCAGGAAAUCACUAAACAAUAAAAUUAGACGUAAAAACUCCA